AUGGCUGCCGCCAUGGCCAACACAAUCGUCUCUGAAACCCUCAAGCCCAGGCAGUCAGUGCGCUUCGACGACGAUGUCCCUUUUUGGUGGACUGAGAAAGGCUACAUCGUCAAAUGGGCAAUCUUUGCCUCACUGUUCGGCAUCCUCACCCUUUGGAUCUGCAUAGGCUACGUCCAUGCCCGCGCCCGUCUCCGGAAGGGCCUGCGACCGUUGUGGUAUCACAGGUGGCUGGUCAGCAGAGCAGAGCUCGCCCGCGUCGACCCCCGAUACGCAUACCCCCGCCCGACCGGCUACUACACCUACCGCCCCCACGAGCAGGACUACUACGCGAUGAACAACAUGCCGCCGCCGCCCGUCUACGACGCCGCCGCCGCGCGCCCGCCCGUCUACGAGGGCCCCUCGGGCGGCUCCAAGGUCGCGCCGUCGCAGUGGGCAGAAGGCGCGCCGCCGCCGCCCGGACCGCCGCCGGCGGCGCACCAGCCGCAGCGGACGGGCGUGGACGACUUUGCGCCGCCGCCAGGACCACCACCCGCAGGCCGGUCGUGA
Molecule: messenger RNA, 546 nt
Organism: Thyridium curvatum
Lineage: Eukaryota; Fungi; Ascomycota; Sordariomycetes; Thyridiales; Thyridiaceae
Exons: 3
Coding region: 1-546 (181 amino acids)
Source: RefSeq, a predicted model, not a curated record